Molecule: messenger RNA, 2306 nt
Organism: Lucilia cuprina (Australian sheep blowfly)
Lineage: Eukaryota; Metazoa; Arthropoda; Insecta; Diptera; Calliphoridae
Gene: dpr4
Product: limbic system-associated membrane protein
Exons: 5
Coding region: 1570-2286 (238 amino acids)
Biological process (GO): synapse organization
Cellular component (GO): neuron projection membrane
Source: RefSeq, a predicted model, not a curated record
GUUUUGACAUGACCAGGACGUUUUGAAACGCAUUAUGUGAAUAAACGGUAGUUGUGAGUGAAGUGUACAAGUUUUUGUUUUAUGGAACAAAAAUGUUGAAAAGAGUCUUGAUUUUUGUAGCCCCAAAAAACAAAUGGAAACAAAAAAAUCAAAAACGACAAAAACAACAACAGCGAAAACAAAAACAACAAGAAAAUGAAAGAAAAGUAUAUGAAAGCAAGUAAUGAAAAAAGGAUUAAGAAAUAAUAUGGUUACAGCUUUUUUACUACAAAGAAAAACGGAAAUUGUGCGUGUUAAUGUAUUAUGGUGGAAAACGACAACAACAGCAACAACAAAAAAGGUUUAAACUACUGGAAAAAGUAAAAGAAAAAUAAAAGCAACAACACUCAUAAAGCCGUAGAAGAAAAAAAAAGAAAAUCGAUAAAAGAUAAAUUGUAUGCUCACCUAAAUGUGAGAAAAAAAUUAAAGAAAGCAAAAAAUACACAAAAAAAAAUAUAUAAAAUAGAAAAAAAACGACAACAAAAUAAAUACAUACAUACAUAAGUACACACAGAUACACUUGUAUUCGGGUACACAAUUACAAGUGUGUAGAUGUAAAGAAUGAAUUUUUAUAAGUUUUUAUAUGAGUGUAUUUAUACAUAUUAUACAAGUGUUACAAGUAUGAAUGUCUCUAUAUAAAAGUGAGUGUAUAUAAAUGUGUAUGUGUGUUUUCUUUGCAUUACAUACACAUAAAUUUAAAACAAUAAAAAAAGAAAUAUAUUAUUUGUAUGUAAUUAGAUGAAGUGCAAAUGGAACAAAAACAACAAAUGCGGCAGCAUAUAAAAUCAUAAAAAUAAAUAAAAGAAAAUAAAACAUACAACAAACUAGAGAGACGUUUAAAAUAACUGAGAAAGAGAGUGAGUAGUGAAGCCAACGGAAAUCACAUUAACACAUUUUAAUGAUUAGACUAUAAAAACGCUAAAAUAAUAAAACAAAAAAUUACAACAAAAUAUGCUAAUAACUAUAAGGGUCGUUCUAUGGAAUCCAUUUAAUACUAAAAAUAUACAAAAAUAAAUAAAUACAUAUACGAAAUAAUAAUAAUAAUAAUGAAUGAAAAAAAAUUAUACAUAUACAAACAAAAAAAAUAUAAAAAAUAUAAAAAAAAUAAUAAAUAAAUAAAACAGCAAACCAACAUCAGCAGAGCAGCAGCAACAUUUAUUAUUUGAUAUUUAUAAAUAUUACAAAAAAUAAUCGCAUAAAAAAAGUAAAAUAAAAUAAAUACCUAAAUAUACUACAUAAAAAAAAGAAAUUAUAAACUGAGGAGACAUAAAUAUUAACAAAAAUAUGAAGCCAAUUGUAAAUGAGUGUCAAUUCAAAUUUCAAUAUGCAAAACAUCAAAAAAAACCUUAAAAACAGAAGACGACCAUUAAAAACAUCAACAACAACGUCAACACCAGCUCUAGCAGCAAUAACAACUAUUAAAAUAUAAAAUAACAACAAUAAUAAUAAAAAUAAAAAAAAAAACAAAAAAUUAUUAACGACAAAAAAAAAACAAAUAACAUCAACGUCAAGUAAUAACAACAAAAAAACAUGUUAUUAACUAUAAAUCAUCAACAUUAUCAUCAUCGUAUAGGAAGUUUGAUUAAUAUGCAGCUAUUAUUUCUCAUCUUAUUGGAGAUGCGUAUAAUAUACGGUGAUGUGUCCUCUCAUUAUUGGGAAACUCCAUAUUCUCAACCCUAUUUUGACAACUCAUCCAGACGAGAAGUCACUUCCAUUGUGGGUCAAGCAGCAUUGCUCCAAUGUAGAGUUAGAAAUUUAGGUGAUAGAGCGGUUUCAUGGAUACGCAAACGUGACUUGCACAUACUGACUGUGGGCAUAUUAACAUACACCAAUGAUCAACGAUUUCAAUCUUUGCACACCGAAGGUUCAGACGAAUGGACAUUGAGAAUAUCAUCGCCACAACCUCGAGAUUCCGGCACGUACGAGUGUCAGGUGUCAACUGAACCAAAAAUAAGCCAAGGUUUCCGUUUGAAUGUUGUGGUGUCUCGAGCGAAAAUACUUGGUAAUCCUGAAUUGUUUAUCAAAAGUGGCAGUGAUAUUAAUUUAACAUGCCUUGCUAUGCAAUCACCCAUUCCGCCUUCGUUUAUUUAUUGGUACAAAGGAAAACGUCUAAUGAACUAUUCGCAACGUGGUGGCAUCAACGUUAUAACCGAACGAACAACACGCACAAGUAAAUUAUUGAUUUCAAAGGCAACAUCAGCAGAUUCUGGGAAUUAUACAUGUUCUCCCAGUAGUUCUGGUAUGUAAUUAGACAGACAUUAUUUUUU